Molecule: messenger RNA, 2191 nt
Organism: Arabidopsis thaliana (thale cress)
Lineage: Eukaryota; Viridiplantae; Streptophyta; Magnoliopsida; Brassicales; Brassicaceae
Gene: UMAMIT40
Product: nodulin MtN21 /EamA-like transporter family protein
Exons: 7
Coding region: 748-1854 (368 amino acids)
Biological process (GO): transmembrane transport
Cellular component (GO): membrane
Molecular function (GO): transmembrane transporter activity
Source: RefSeq, marked reviewed
CGGUUUAGUACGGAUCAAACUCUACUACAAUUGGGAAGCGUGUAACUGUCAACGAGCGUCUCAAAAUCUAACCGUUGAUCAAUUCUUUUGACGGUCGUAAAUUCGCCGGCAACAUCGAACGAGAAGUCACCGGAAAGGUCACGGAGAAAUGUCCCCCAUGAGCUUCUCCGCCGCGUACGACUGAUAAUUGGUGCGAUUCUUUAAACUAGUUACUGUGAUUUAGUUGCUUUAUCUUCUGUUGUUGGGGGAAUUGUAGGUCACUGAUGACACUGCUCUUGGAAUUUGUCUUAAGUUAUUACGAUUGAUUGAGUUUUAGGUUCCUUUUGAUCUUUGGUGGAUUCUGAUGUUGGAGCUGAUUCAUCAACACUAAAGCAAAGCUACAAGUUUUAUCAUUGGAGGAGAUAUGUUCAAAUGCAAGUUGGAAAAUUUCUCCAAUUGGAUGAUUGGGGUUGAUGAAGGUAUUAGAGUCUAUGGCUAAAGGUCCUUGUCUUUGGUCUCGUGGAGUAUUAGAAUAUGGAUCCUUGUGAUGUGAAGUUUUGGGUCAAGUUGGGAUAUUUUAUAAUUAAGGAGAGGCUGAUUUUUUCCACAUUGUCGUCAUUGAUAAAGUCUUGGUUUUGUGUUAAACAAUGACCAAAUUCCCAGACGUGGUGUAGUGAACAACCAAAAAAACAACAUGAUUGAUUGAUUCUGAAAUUCACUUUAAUUUUCAAGAGAGAGUUUCUGAGGAUCUUGAUAUCAGAAUCUGUCAUGAGAGAAGCAGGAGAAGAGAAAGUGGCGUGGAAGUACUUUACCAGAGAUGUUGUGCCGUUUGCUGCGAUGUUUGCGGUGGAGUGUGCCACUGUUGGGUCAAACACGCUGUUUAAGGCUGCUACUUUAAGAGGAUUGAGCUUCUAUGUCUUUGUCUUCUACUCUUAUAUUGUUUCAACACUUCUCCUUCUUCCACUUUCUGUAAUCUUUGGAAGGUCAAGAAGAUUACCAGCAGCUAAGUCUCCUCUUUUCUUCAAGAUUUUCUUACUUGGGCUUGUUGGGUUCAUGUCGCAGAUUGCUGGUUGUAAAGGUAUUGCAUACAGUUCCCCAACUCUUGCAUCUGCUAUCAGCAAUCUCACACCGGCUUUCACAUUCACACUCGCUGUUAUCUUCAGGAUGGAGCAAGUAAGGUUAAGGAGCUCUGCGACUCAGGCUAAAAUCAUUGGUGCAAUACUAUCUAUAUCUGGUGCUCUGGUAGUUGUGCUGUAUAAAGGCCCACAAGUUCUCGCCUCUGCAUCUUUUACAACUGUAUUACCUACCGUUACACUUCACCAGCAGUUGACCUCAAUAGAGUCAAGCUGGAUAAUCGGAGGGCUCUUGCUUGCUUCACAGUAUUUUCUUAUAUCCGUCUGGUAUAUUCUUCAGACUCGUGUCAUGGAGGUUUACCCUGAAGAGAUAACCGUAGUCUUCUUCUACAAUUUAUUUGCAACACUAAUCUCAGUACCAGUAUGUCUUUUUGCGGAGAGCAACUUGACUUCUUGGGUGCUUAAACCAGACAUUUCCCUCGCUGCAAUCAUAUACUCGGGAGUCUUCGUUUCAUUAUUCAGCGCGCUUACCCACACAUGGGGUCUGCAUCUGAAGGGUCCGGUAUACAUAUCCUUGUUCAGGCCAUUGUCUAUUGCGAUUGCAGUCGCCAUGGGUGCUAUAUUCCUCGGCGAUGCACUUCACCUUGGGAGUGUCAUUGGAUCAAUGAUAUUGUGCAUUGGAUUCUACACUGUGAUUUGGGGCAAAGCAAGAGAGGAUACAAUCAAAACUGUAGCUGGUUCUGAGCAGUCACCUUUGCUGCUUACACAUAUCAUAGAAGAUGGAGCCUUUCCAUUAAGCUAGGAUUGAUGCAAGUGAAAUCCUUAUACUAUUUAUUAAUAAAUAUGGAUCCCUAAAAGAGGUGUACCAUAUAUGUCUAUAGUUACAUAUAAGAUAUCUGUUCUUUUUUUCUUGUUUUAUUUUGAUGUUACAUAUGAAUGAGAAUUAUGAAUCUAUAAGAAAUAUUUGGUCCUUUUAAUUAUCUUAUCAGUGCGUUCACAACCUUACAUAAGUUUCUGGUAGAUAAAUCCCUGCCCUCUUUGAAGAGUAAAAGAGGUAGAGCUCCAUGGCCAAAUAUUAUCUUUCUAAGGUAUAGAGCUUUCUUUGUAGAUGCGUAGUUUCUUGAUUUGGAAGAUCCCUG